GCUUGUUGUCUAUGCGCGCACUGCGCACAGCCGUCUGCUGAUGUGGAGAACUCUGUAUUGAGCUAUAUGGAUCUCUAAAUAGAUCAGAUAUGCGUCUGAUGAUAAACGUGUAAAUUCAGAGGAUAUUUCGUUUAAAGAGACGCAUUAAUGAAAGGAAUGAUUGACAGUAUGGCAUCUAAAAGCUACGCAGAAUUCCACCAGACUCAACCUGCAAAGACAUCAUUAUUCAGACAGCAGAAGAAUGGUCCAACAUACAGAAUACCAGCUCUUAUCUACAUAAGUGACGCUCAGACAUUUCUUGCCUUUGCUGAAGAACGCAGCACUCCACGUGACAGUGAUGCAAAAGUGUUGGUCAUGAGGAGGGGAUCACAUCAAAAUGGAUCUAUUCAAUGGUCUCCUGUUCAAACACUCUCAUCAGCCUGUUUGCCGGACCAUCGCACUAUGAAUCCUUGUCCAGUCUAUGAGAGGAAAUCCAAAACCGUCUUUCUGUUCUUCGUCAGCAUAUUGGGUAAUACCACAGAAGAAAGACAGAUUGUUACUGGUAGGAACCAAUCCCAUCUGUGUUACGUCACUAGUACAGACUAUGGCCUGAGCUGGAGCAAGACGACGGAUUUAACAAACAGUGUGAUUGGAGAUGAGAUUACUAAUUGGGCUACUUUUGCAGUCGGACCAGGACACGGCAUUCAGAUGAAAAACGGAAGAUUAAUUAUUCCAGCAUAUGUGUAUUAUAUUCAUUACAGAUGUUUCCCAUUCUAUUUUCCGCUUUAUGUUAAGCCUCAUGCUUUAUCAUUCUAUAGUGAUGACCGUGGUAUCACCUGGAACGUGGGGGAGAAAAUCUCGAUGAGUUCUUGUGAGUGUGAGAUGGCUGAGAUCCUAGACCAUGCUGAUCAAAGUCAUUUGUACUGCAAUGCCCGUAGUACGCAUGGCCACAGAGUAGAGGCUUUAAGUCAGAGCAACGGAGCAGCUUUUGACAAACCUCAUUCUGCACAGAAACUUGUGGAGGCCCAUUUCGGUUGCCAGGGUAGCGUAUUGAGCUUUCCCGUGCCCGAGUCAUCAGGAGAAGAGGGCAAGAAACAAAACGAUUCCUCAACACAAUUCGACACAAAGACAUGGUUAGUCUAUUCCCAUCCAACUGAUAAAAAAAAGAGGAAGGAUCUUGGAGUUUACUUGAAUAAAACACCAUUCAGUACUAAUGGUUGGAGCCAGCCAUGGAUUAUCAACAAGGGUCCAAGCGGAUACUCAGACAUGACGCAGUAUGGGCAGAACUUUGCUUGCCUUAUGGAGUGUGGAGAGAAAAGUGAAAUUGAGGAGAUAGCCUUUGUGGAAUUUAAACUCAGUGAUGUAAUAUGCGCUUGCAAUGUGUGAUGUGAUAAAGGGAACUAGUUGAAUAACUAGUUGAAGGUGCAAUGUGGAACUUUAAGAAGAAUCUUUUGACAGAAAUGCAAUAUAAUAUACAUAACUGUAUUAUCAGUGGUGUAUAAAGACCUUACAAAAUUAACUGUAUUGUUUUACUUUAGAAUGAGAUGUUUUUAACUUAUUGUGAGUUAAUGAUUUUGAGCGAAUGCUCUUGACACAUACAUUCAUCAAAUAAUUUGGCCUUAAAUCCCGCACUUAGGCCAUGUAUGUACAAAGUAUGCAUAUGAAUGAAAUAUAAAAUAAUGCACCCAUUAUGCAUAUGAAUAAAACAAUGAAAUGUGAGGUAUGCACAUAAAUGAAAAAUUAAAUGAAAGUGCAAUCUGACAAACAGUGUGCAUGUGAAUAUAAAAUUGUGCAAACAGACAACAGGACUGGAGUAUUAAAGGCAUAGUUCACCCAAAAAUGAAAAUUGUGUCAUCGUUUACUCUUCAUGUUUUUACAAACCUGUAUACAUUUCUUUGUUUCGAUGAACAUGGAGGAAGAUAUUUUAAGGAAUGUUUGCAUGGU
Paramisgurnus dabryanus is the source of this 1923-nucleotide messenger RNA. RefSeq names its product sialidase 3 (membrane sialidase), tandem duplicate 1 (gene neu3.1). Gene Ontology annotation, cellular component: membrane; intracellular membrane-bounded organelle; cytoplasm. Gene Ontology annotation, biological process: oligosaccharide catabolic process; ganglioside catabolic process. Gene Ontology annotation, molecular function: exo-alpha-sialidase activity. The record is from RefSeq and is a predicted model, not a curated record. NCBI's taxonomy places the organism in Eukaryota, Metazoa, Chordata, Actinopteri, Cypriniformes, Cobitidae.